AAGUGGUUGCGGGCGAUGGACCCGCUCGCGCGGCUGAUGGAGGGCGCUCCUCUGCCGGGUGUGCUCGGAGCGACCAGGGACGCUAGGCCGCGGGGUGCUCUGGUGCAUGCCAGCCUCGCCGCCGCCCCACACCUCGGUGAUAAGAAGGGGAGACACCUCACUGGAACGUUCUGUCUCACCGGUGACACUAUGGAAGGGAUCAUACAGUGCCUCGUCUUUUUGAAGGCUUUUUCGCUGGUAGGCGGCGAGUUCGACAUGGAGCUGAACUUCGUGAUCCAGGACGCACAGAAUAUACAGCACAUGCUGGAACUGCUGGACCACUGUCCGCCCAGCCUCCAGGCGGAGAUCUGGUCUGUUUUCAUCGCCAUCCUCCGUAAGAGCGUCCGAAACCUUCAGGCCUGCACUGAUGUGGGUCUCAUCCAUCACGUGCUGCAGAGACUGCCAAAAGCGGAAACCGUAGUUGCAGAUCUACUGAUAGAGAUGCUGGGCGUGUUGGCGAGCUACAGUGUCACUGUGAAGGAGCUCAAACAGCUGUUCAACGCUAUGAAGGCAGUUAAUGGGAAAUGGCCGCGACACUCAGCUAAAUUGCUGAAUGUUCUGCGUCAAAUGCCUCACCGCAAUGGACCCGACGUCUUCUUCAGUUUCCCCGGAAGGAAGGGAUCCGCGAUCGUUCUUCCCCCUUUGGCUCGAUGGCCGUACGAGAACGGCUUCACAUUCACCACCUGGUUCCGACUGGAUCCCAUCAACUCUGUGAACAUCGAACGAGAGAAACCUUAUCUAUAUUGUUUCAAGACCAGCAAGGGUGUCGGCUACACGGCACACUUCGUCGGUAACUGCCUGGUACUGACUUCCAUGAAGGUCAGGGGGAAGGGAUUCCAGCACUGCGUCAAAUACGAGUUCCAACCGAGACGAUGGUACGCCAUAGCCGUCGUGUACAUUUACAACAGAUGGACGAAGAGUGAGAUCAAGUGUCUAGUGAACGGGCAACUCGCGUCCAGCACUGAAAUGGCCUGGUUCGUCUCCACGAAUGAUCCGUUCGACAAAUGCUACAUUGGAGCGACCGCGGAGCUGGACGAGGAACGGGUGUUCUGUGGACAGAUGGCUGCCAUCUACCUGUUUGGGGAGGCUCUAUCUACACACCAGAUAUGUGCUAUGCAUCGCCUGGGUCCAGGAUAUAAGAGUCAGUUCCGUUUCGACAACGAAUGCAACAUCAGUCUGCCGGAGAACCACAAACGGGUGAGCGAGCCGGCGGCUCCCAAGCUUGACACCGACAUCCCGAUCCCCGAAAUCGAACCCCCGACCCCCGAGACCCCUAACCCCGACCCCGCUUCUCGGGACCAGGAUUCCGGGCUCGAAGCGGCUUGCGUAGUUAAGGAGGACGAGACGCCGCACGGCCGUCGACUGGCCGACGAGGCCCGCUCCGUGGCGGCCGCGCAUGCUGCCCUGCUCGUAGAUGUUGAAGCAUGCAAGCGUGGUCAGUUCCGUUUCGACGCGGAGGCUCGAGUGCCGCUGCCGACCGCCGAGGUCCGUGUCGACAGCUUCGGGGAGCUCAUCCAUGACCCCACACAAAAUAUUCACGACGUGUUAUACGAUGGCAAGUUAUCAUCAGCGAUUGUAUUUAUGUACAACCCCGUGGCGACUGACGGCCAGCUCUGUCUCCAGUCGGCUCCCAAAGGGAACGUCUCCUACUUCGUGCACACACCUCACGCCCUCAUGUUACAGGAAGUGAAAGCGGUAGUCACCCAUUCUAUCCACAGCGCUCUGAACUCUAUAGGAGGAGUCCAGGUGUUGUUCCCACUGUUCUCGCAGCUGGACCUGCCUCAUGACGCGCCCGCCACUGACCCCAAGAGAGACCCCAUGCUAUGUUCAAAAUUGUUGGGGUUUGUGUGUUCUUUGGUGGAGUCUUGCAGCACUGUCCAACAGCACAUGCUGCAGUGCCGCGGCUUUCUCGUCAUCUCCCACAUGUUGACGAGGUGUGGACGAGAUCACCUCACACCGGACACCCUCGCCUCUUUCCUACAUCUCACCAAACACCUCGUCACCUGCUGCUCGCCUAAUAGCGAUCUUCUAUUAAAACAGCUCCUGGACCACAUUCUCUUCAACCCUGCCCUGUGGAUCCACACCCCGGCUGCGGUUCAGGCGAGGCUGUACUGCUACCUAGCCACGGACUUUCUGGCAGAUGCUCAUAUAUACGGCAGUGUGAGACGAGUUAGUACGGUCCUGCAAACCGUGCACACUUUGAAGUAUUACUAUUGGGUCGUGAACCCGAGAACGAAAAGCGGAAUCACUCCCAAGGGACUUGAGGGUCCUCGCCCGCAGCACAAGGACAUCUUAACGAUUCGCGCCUACAUAUUGCUGUUCCUGAAGCAACUCAUCAUGGUUGGCAGCGGGGUCAAGGAGGACGAGCUGCAGGCAAUGCUUAACUACCUCACCACCAUGCAUGAGGACGAGAACCUCCACGACGUGCUUCAGAUGUUGAUCUCCCUCAUGUCUGAACAUCCCAGUUCGAUGGUGCCAGCUUUCGAUGCUAAGGGCGGAGUAAGAACCAUCUUCAAACUGCUGGCGUCAGAGAGUCAGCUCAUCAGACUGCAAGCUUUGAAACUUCUUGGAUUCUUCCUCAGCAGAAGUACACACAAACGAAAGUAUGACGUCAUGUCCCCCCACAACCUGUACACGCUCUUGGCUACGAGGCUGGCAGCGGCCGGGGAGACCCUGGCGCUGGCGGUUUACAACGCUCUAUAUGAGCUGCUGACGGAACACGUCGGACAACAGAUACUCUACACGAGUCAUCCUGAACCACAGCCACAUUUCCGUCUUGAGAACCCCAUGAUCCUUAAAGUAGUCGCCACAUUAAUUCGUCAAUCAAAACAAACGGAACAAUUGCUGGAAGUUAAGAAAUUAUUCCUCUCAGAUAUGACAUUAUUGUGUAGCAACAAUCGUGAAAAUAGAAGGACCGUGCUACAAAUGUCAGUAUGGCAAGAAUGGUUAAUAGCCAUGGCCUAUAUACAUCCUAAGAACGCAGAAGAACAGAAGAUAUCGGACAUGGUGUACUCACUGUUCAGGAUGUUGCUGCAUCAUGCCAUCAAACAUGAGUACGGCGGGUGGAGGGUUUGGGUUGAUACGUUGGCUAUCGUACACUCUAAGGUGUCCUACGAGGAAUUCAAACUCCAAUUCGCGCAAAUGUAUGAACAUUAUGAACAAAGACGCGCAGAUAACAUAACUGAUCCGAAAGAGAGGCAACAGAAACCCAUUUCGACUAUAUCCGGCUGGGACAGACACUCAGAUGUCAAAAGUAAAGUGUCAACAGAUGCGGAGGAAAAUGACGACGUCCCUAAUAAAAAGAAUAAUGUCAAUCACGGAGCACAAACUGAAAUAGGCAAAGGACUCUCCCUCAGAGACGUAGAAUCCUGUCGUUGUAGGAAACCAAUCGAUGAAAGUCGGACUUCCGUAGUGUAUAGUGAAGUGUGUAAAGUGCAUAGUCCUGUGAAAACUGUGGAAACUGAAGAACCCAAUGAAGAAGGUUGUGAUAACGUUAGUAAUACAGAAGCUGAAAAUGCUGUCGAUGAAGAAGCAAACGAAUCAGAAGUUCUCACUCCAAACACAGAAUUGGUGGAAUCCAUUACAGAAAACAAACUUUUAGAUAGUUCAGAAUCCGGAAUCGGAACUAUCGGAACUGAUUUGGACAAAACUGAGAAACAAUUAACUAGACAGGGCAGUCUAGAUUAUAUUCCAGUUAGGGAUGUCGGUGACAGUGCUGCCAAGGAUGACAACACUGACAAAAGUGAAGGUCUACCCUCUAGCCUGUCUGUUAGUGAAACAGCCAGUCCGGAGCGAGUCGCCGAUGCUUUGAAUUUGGCUAACGAACGAGAAUCUGAACUAUCGGACCCGUCUGAAUUGUACUUAACGCCGAGUGAAGCAACUAGUCCUAGAAAAAUAUUAGAUAAGACUGACUCGAUUAACUCAAGCAUUCCAGACGAUUCUACAAAUGAUGAUCCAAAACAUAUUGCGAUAAACAUCGUGAAUGACGUCCUCACGGUCGCUUUGGAAACUGUGAGAUUAAAGAAUGACGAUGACACUGACUCGGGGGCCAUAUCAGGAGGAAUACCCUCUGAAGGGAAUACACCGAAUGGCCGAGAUGAUUUGGAACAAGACAUUGAAGACAUUUUAGACGAAAAACAUGCGGCAGAGGCCAUCGCGCGCGAAUUAGUAAUGGAUAUUAUUUCUAAAGCUGCCUCAAAGGAUGAAAAUGAUGUUGACGUUGAUACAGACGGUCCCAAAGGAGCUGUAGAAUCAGAAUCUUUGCACGAUGGAAACGGUCUGCCACUAGAUGGAGAUUUUAUUGUCACUACCAAAGAUAUCUCCGAAAUAGAACCGCUGCCGGCCGCCGACAAAGCGGAAGAAGAAAAUGAUAAAAAAGAAAGCGAAAGACCACAAUCCGAACCGAUACCGAUGGAACAAAACGCACCCGAAAUUAAUCCAAUAUCAACAAUAAGCGAAAACAUUUCACUUGCAAAUAAAAAGGAGCAAGAAGAGGAGGAAGAUAGGAUGUGUGAGACUGACAGAGACAAACGUCGGGUCAGCUUACCGGGUGACAACGAGAUGAAGCAGGACGGCAAUAGGGGCGAGGGCGUCGCCUCGACAGGCACCAAUACCUCCACAUCACCGAAGAGACCGCGCAGUGCGUCUACCAGCACUCAAGUGGACUCGAAUCAUUUUGAAAAGAAACGUCCAACAAAGUGCAGCCGUCCCAUGUUCUCGCCGGGCCCCACCCGUCCUCCAUUCCGUAUACCGGAGUUCCGUUGGUCCUACAUACACCAAAGACUACUGUCUGAUGUUCUGUUCUCGUUGGAGACGGACAUCCAGGUGUGGCGCAGUCACUCCACCAAAUCUGUGAUCGACUUCGUGAACAGCAGCGAGAACGCCAUCUUCGUGGUGAACACGGUGCACCUCAUCAGCCAGCUCGCUGACAACCUCAUCAUCGCCUGUGGAGGACUGCUGCCGUUAUUGGCCUCGGCGACAUCGCCAAAUAAUGAGCUGGACGUGAUCGAGCCCACCCAGGGGAUGCCGGUAGAAGUAGCUGUCACUUUCUUACAGCGAUUGGUUUCAAUGGCUGAUGUACUGAUAUUCGCGAGUGCGUUGAACUUUGCCGAAUUAGAGGCAGAGAAAAACAUGUCCAGUGGAGGAAUAUUGAGACAGUGUCUUAGAUUGGUGUGCACGUGCGCUGUACGCAACUGUCUCGAGUGCAAGGAGCGACAGCGCUGCAGCGCUCGACGGAACGACUCGCCGUCGCCUAAGAGCGUGGUGGCGAGUUUAGCGGACGCGACCAGCCCUGUGAAGGAUCCGGAGAGACUCCUGCAAGAUAUGGAUGUGAACAGAUUGAGGGCCGUCAUAUACAGAGACGUCGAGGAAACGAAGCAGGCUCAGUUCCUGUCUCUGGCGAUAGUGUACUUCAUCUCCGUGCUGAUGGUGUCCAAGUACCGCGACAUCCUGGAGCCGCCACCUCACACCGCCCCGGACUGCAACAGACGCGUGCACGCCGCCCACGAACAUCACGAUCACAACGGUGAUGACGUGGAAUACGCAAUGAUUGUAGUUGACGAGAACAACUCUACUAUGAAUGAGUUGGACUCGCCCUCCAUGAAGGAUGGGAUGGAGGAGGGAGUGGCUAAGAUUGAGACGAGCACGGACGAGGUGAAACCGAAUUCGGGUGAGAGGUCGAAGGUCGUGGAGCUGGCGGUGUCCGCGGGCGGGGAGGUGCCGCUGUACCAAUCCAGUCUGCGGCUGAGAACUCAGCUCAAGCAGAAGCCUCCCACCGCAAGGUCCAAAACCUUAUCGGGGAUCACGGUGUCUGUUGUGAAUCUGAGUGUGGACUCGAUAGAGGACGCCGGCUCAUUUCAUCUGAACUCGACUGAGACGACCAACAACGACCCGGAAACGUCCAGCGACGUGGCCUUGGAUGAUAACAAACACCCUGUCAGCAACGAUGAGUCCUGGACAGAUGUAAACCUAAACGAGGAAGGAGAGAGAGGCCCGGCCACCAUCACCGGCAGGGGCAGGGAACACGACGGAAAUGUGCAUGAAGAUAUUGAUAAACAAAUUCACAUGAGGAAUACUGAGCACCAUCACAUCGCUCAAAGGCAGAAUCGAAGCCUUCAAACAGCACAGAGACAUUUACACUCGGACAACGAAGCACUAGCCGUGUCCUUGUCCCCGCUGUGCGAGGGCGCGUCUCGUGAGGCCUCUCUGACCCACAAGCUGGAGACAGCCCUGGGCCCAGUGUGUCCUCUGCUCCGAGAGAUCAUGCUCGACUUUGCGCCAUUCCUCUCUAAGACGUUGGUGGGCAGCCACGGGCAGGAACUACUGAUGGAAGGUCUCCAGACGUUCAAGUCCAGUACGUCCGUGGUGGAGCUGGUGAUGCUGCUAUGCUCACAGGAGUGGCAGAACUCCUUACAGAAGCACGCCGGCCUCGCCUUCAUAGAGCUGAUCAACGAGGGCCGGCUGCUGUCGCACGCCAUGAGGGAUCACAUCGUGAGGGUCGCAAAUGAAGCGGAGUUCAUCUUGAACCGGAUGAGGGCUGAUGAUGUACUGAAACAUGCCGACUUUGAGUGUCUGUGUGCGAGCACGUGUCAGGAGAGGUCGGAGGAGGAGCGCACGUGCGAGAGACUCAUAGCGGCCGCCAGGAGGAGGGACCAGGCCGCCGCCCGGAGACUGCUGGACAGGCUGCAGCACGCCGCCGCCGCCAGGACCGGUGUGAGCGAAGGCGAGUCCAUCGACGGUGGAUUUUGGAAGCUGGACUCGUGGGAGGAUGACGCCAGGAGACGACGCCGGCUCGUGCCCGACGCCAAGGGGCGGAGACACGCACGGGGAACACACGCGCCUCCAGCACCACCCUCGGAUGCUAUACUACAGGCCACAGAGGAACUUCACGCUCGUAUCGCACAAGCUUCCGGCGGCGCGUCGUUGGCGGCGGCGCCGGCGGCCGAGCUCCUGGAUGACGCCGAACUACUGCUGGAUGAACGAGACACAGACCAGGACGUCAGCGGUCCUGUGAACAUCAGUACUCGCGCCCGACUCGUGGCGCCCGGUCUGGCUGCUCCUGGCACGGUGUCGCUCACCUCCACCGAGAUGUACUUCGAGGUGGACGAGGAGGACCCCGAGUAUAAGAAGAUCGACCCCGAGGUGUUGAAGUACUGCGAGCAUCUGCACGGAAAAUGGUACUUCAGCGAGAUACGAGCCAUAUUCUCCAGACGUUACUUACUACAGAGUGUCGCUAUAGAGAUGUUCCUAGCGAGCCGAACUUCCAUAUUCUUCGCCUUCCCCGAUCAGGCCACAGUGAAGAAAGUAAUUAAGGCACUUCCUCGUGUCGGCGUCGGCAUCAAGUACGGCAUCCCGCAGACGAGACGCGCCUCAAUGAUGUCUCCCAGACAACUGAUGCGCAACUCAAACAUGACACAGAAGUGGCAACGCAGGGAGAUAUCCAACUUCGAGUAUUUAAUGUUCCUCAACACAAUCGCCGGCCGUACUUACAAUGACCUGAAUCAGUACCCGGUUUUCCCCUGGGUGUUGACCAACUACGAGAGCGAAGAGUUGGAUCUCAGCCAGCCCUCCAACUACCGAGAUCUGUCCAAGCCCAUCGGAGCCCUGAACCCAAGUCGGCGCGCGUACUUCGAGGAUCGCUACAACACGUGGGAGCACGAGUCGACGCCGCCCUUCCACUACGGGACCCACUACUCCACCGCCGCAUUCGUCCUCAAUUGGCUCGUACGAAUUGAACCGAUGACAACCAUGUUCCUGGCUCUGCACGGGGGAAAAUUCGAUCACCCAAACAGACUGUUCUCAUCCAUCGCAAUGUCUUGGAAGAACUGUCAGAGAGACACCUCCGAUGUUAAGGAACUCAUUCCAGAGUUAUUCUUCCUACCGGAAAUGCUUGUGAAUAGUUCUGGAUACAAGCUGGGGAUAGCGGAGUCUCCCUCCGGUGACGUGUUGCUCCCGCCCUGGGCAUCGUCAGCCGAGGAGUUCGUGAGGAUCAACAGAAUGGCCUUGGAGUCUGAGUUUGUCAGCUGCCAACUACACCAGUGGAUAGAUUUAAUAUUUGGCUAUAAACAACGAGGCCCUGAGGCGGUCCGAGCGACCAACGUGUUCUAUUACCUCACGUACGAGGGAGGAGCUCGUAUCGACCAGAUCCCCGACCCCCUCACUCGGGCCGCUGUAGAGGACCAGAUAAGGAGCUUCGGCCAGACGCCGGCACAGCUCCUCGCGGAACCUCAUCCGCCGCGCGCCUCCACCAUGCACCUCGCACCGCUCAUGUUCGCUGCUGCUCCUGAUGACGUGUGUCUGCGACUGAAGCUUCCGUCCAACGCGGCGGUGGUUCACGUGUCAGCGAACACCUACCCUCAGCUGGCGAUGCCGGCCGCGGUCACUGUGUCCGCUGCGAGGGCGUUUGCGGCCCACCGUUGGUCGGGCGGCGGCUGCGCUCACUCGACACCAGCUCGCCACACGGAUCACCCUCCUCACCCUCAACAACAUCACCCACUAGUCAUGGACCCCGUCUGGGCGGCCGGGGGCGCUCAAGCUCUAUCAAGACGUCAACUGGGAGAUAACUUCUCUCAGCGUGUGAAGGCUCGCAGCAACUGCUUCGUGACAACAGUCGACUCCCGGUUUCUGAUCGCGGCCGGCUUCUGGGAUAACAGCUUCCGAGUUUUCUCUACGGAAACCGCCAAAAUAGUCCAGAUAAUAUUCGGUCAUUACGGCGUGGUGACGUGCGUGUCGCGCUCUGAGUGUAACAUCACCUCGGACUGUUACAUCGCGUCCGGCUCGGAGGACUGCACCGUGCUGCUGUGGCACUGGUCGGCUCGUCACGGCGGUAUAGUGGGUGAGGGUGACACUCCCGCCCCCCGCGUGUCUCUGACUGGACACGACGCCGCCCUCAACGGAGUUCUGGUGUCCGCGGAAUUGGGACUUGUCAUAUCAUCCUCUAUAAACGGUCCCGUGCUGAUCCACACCACGUUCGGCGAGCUGCUCCGCUCCCUCCUGUGCCGGGACGCUAGUGGUCCGCAGCAGCUGGCUCUGUCUCGCGAGGGCGUGGUGGUGGUCGCCUACGAGCGAGGACACCUCGCCGCCUUCACGCUCAACGGCAGGAAGCUGAGGCACGAGACGCAUCAUGACAACUUCCAGUGUCUGGUACUAUCCCGUUGUGGGGAGUACCUGGUGUGUGGUGGUGACGCGGGCGUGGUGGAGGUUUGGCGCGCCUUCACCCUCGCCCCGCUCUACGCCUUCCCGCCCGCCGGGGCGCCCGUCACCAGCCUGGCGCUCUCACAUGACCAGAGAUUCCUGUUGGCCGGCCUCGAGAACGGCUCGCUCGUGGUGUUCCAUAUAGAUUUCAACAGAUGGCACCACGAGUACCAACAACGAUAUUAGACGGUUAGCUGUUACGGAAACUUGAUAAGACAUUAUGAUUGUUACUGCUUUAACAUAAGAUCGACAUCGGCGUGCACCGUUCACUCGAACGACGCUUUAUAAUAAGGACUCUUAUAUGGCAACACUUAUAUUUAUUUUAUUUUUGCUAAAGCGUUCGUAAAAACAAUUAGAAUGCCUGAAAACAUUAACUGCACUCAUCCGUUACAUUGUUAUAAUAAUAUUUUAUCACAAUGCCUCUGUAAAAACAUGAUUUUUGGAUUCGUGUAAUCGAUGUGCAAUUUAAAUUUAACGAAGAACUGCAAACAAAGUCAAUGUUAGAUCUAACCAAUGUUGACUCCGUUAACACGAGCCGCGGAGCACGGCCGCCGCCGGGUGCGCGUGUAGUAUUAAGUGAAAUUUUAUAUUUAUAACAUUCCAAUAUUAUGUUGUUUACUUUAAUUUGUAUAAAAUGAAUUAUUUCUUUUAUCAAGAUUAUUUUAAUUAGUGCCAUGCAAAUUAAUUGACUGCAAAAAUCGUAGUGAAUAAUUUACUAGUAGGAUUAAUUUUCCCUGACGUCCUUCAGCCCUGAGAUUGUGUUCUUAUUAUUAUAUUUAAUGUGCAAUAAUGUAGUAAUAUUUAUUGAAUGAACUUAAUGAUUUACUCGAUUCUGUCCUAUUCCAGUAUUCUAUUUAUUUUCAAAGCAUUCCGAGUCCCUCUAUCUUACCUCUACCGGUGGUGGGUCGGCUAGUACUUAAUAAAGUUUGUUGUUGUAUUGUUUUAUUCUGUUUUUAGUUUAUUAAAUGGUCAUAUUGACUUA
Molecule: messenger RNA, 10213 nt
Organism: Danaus plexippus (monarch butterfly)
Lineage: Eukaryota; Metazoa; Arthropoda; Insecta; Lepidoptera; Nymphalidae
Gene: rg
Product: neurobeachin
Biological process (GO): intracellular protein localization
Cellular component (GO): membrane; cytosol
Molecular function (GO): protein kinase binding
Source: RefSeq, a predicted model, not a curated record